This is a messenger RNA of Aspergillus lentulus, 1578 nucleotides long. RefSeq lists its product as uncharacterized. The record is from RefSeq and is a predicted model, not a curated record. NCBI's taxonomy places the organism in Eukaryota, Fungi, Ascomycota, Eurotiomycetes, Eurotiales, Aspergillaceae.
AUGAGACCGUCAGAUAGUGAAGCCGGAGAGGUGUUUUGUGCGAUCAACGACCUGUUCGGAAGAGCAUACUUCCAGCGAGCCUGGAUUGUGCAAGAGAUAAUUCUUUCUCGAAAAGCUACGCUUGUUUGCGGGCAGCAUGAAGGAGAUUUGGAGUCCUUCUGGCAUGUGUUCGGCCUGGACCGACUCCAACGUGCAUGGAUGCAGUAUCUCCAACCUACAUGUAUGCAGAACUUUUACCUGGACGACUUCCAUUUUUUUGAAGCGCAGAAGAAUGUACAGAAGAUUUUCACGUGGGCACGUUCCAUGCAAACACUGUCUUAUCUGUCCCAUCUGUCCCGUUCGACUUUUGAAGGGCACACAGUCUUUAACCAAAUGGCUUACAUUCGAAGCAGCGGGCGCAACGGCAGGCUCGGACUAAUUGAUAUUGGACAUUUACUGAACAACUUUCGGAAGCAAAAGUCAACAGACCCGCGGGACCAAAUAUUCAGCUUGGUGGGUCUCCUGCAGAGGUUCUCCAAGCGGCCGGGUGUGCUGCAAUGGGCUGAAAACUGCGUAGAUUACAGCCUUGGUGUCCGAGACAUUUAUCUGAGUACUGCCCAACAUAUUGCAGAGAAUAACCACGAGAGAGACAGGGGAGAUACCACGUCAUUCGGGGGAAGCUGCCACAUCCUAAGUUUCUUCGAGCAGACUAUAGGACCGCCCCCAGAACAGUUGGAUUUACCUACAUGGGUCCCUAAUUGGUCAGCUGAGAGAGAAAGUACUGUGUUUAAUACAAGAAGAAUUGACGAGACAGCCAGCCUGAUCCCAUAUGAUGCUCGGGUACAGGGAGAUUCCCUCGUGGUAUCUGGGUGCAUCGUGGACAAAGUCACGUUCUGCUCGGACAUCCUUGGAUGCAACGAACAGAUGUUUCAGGAAGUCGAUCUGUGCUACAUGUUAACCGAGCGAGAACGCAAAAAGAAGACUCCCAGCGUCUAUGGUGCAUUUAAGGCCCAAUUCGAGGGAUUUUGGCGUACCAUUAUAGCGGACAACCCAAUCGGCACCAAGCCAUACACUGACCACACCCACCACUUUCAGGAGCAGGACGCAGUAAGCGAAUGGCUCGCUCAAUGCCAACACAACUAUCAACAAGUCCGCUGUACUUGGUCAGACGAGCUGGAAAGUCGUCCGAUUCUUGGCCCGACACUCGCUCGGGUCCAGGGUCAUGAUGAGGGCCACGCACCAUCAGCCGAAGAUGGCAAAGUACAGACACUCCUGCGGCGCUUGGACAAGAAUCGAUUGUUGGAACUCCUGGAACUGGAUGAGCCACGUUGGGGGUCUCUGGAGGCGCGCAUGGAAAUGUCCAAGCACAUUCUCAUAAAAACAGAACAAGGUUACUUUGGAUUAGCACCUCCAAGCGUCCAGAUCGGAGACACCGUGGCCCUUCUUGCUGCAUGCAGUCACCCCUGGUACCUUCGUCGCCAGGACCAGCAUUAUACUAUUGUGGGCAAAGCUUGGGUACAUGGUUUGAUGUACAAAAACGAUUCCUUUUACCAAAGUGACAGUUUUCGGAAGAAUCGUACCCAAGUUGAAUUGCGAUAA